CACCAAACAAGCUGAUGUUGUACAUUCUUAAAUCAGAGUUUUUUGAAACGGUUACAAAAUGCUACAAAGUCAACGAGUUGACGGCCUUCUGCCUGCCUGAAAGAUGGACGCCACAUGCACCGUGGAAAGGUGGGAGGCGUGCGCGCUGCAAGCGGGUGAAAGGUUGGAGGUUGCGGCUGAUCAGCUGAUUUCAAGAGGUGGGAGUUGCUGCAAACAAUGUAACAGACUGGGUGCUUCCAGAAACACCGAGCACUGGCUGACUGAAGUCCGCACCGUCUGCAUUAGCGCGGUCCAUCCUCGCCGGUCCUUCCACAAACCUCCCCGGGGCUCUCAGCCUUCAGCCAUUCUAUUUGGAUCCCCCUCAUCGCCUCCCCCCAAGUUAGAAGGUGACUCUCGGCGUCUUGUUUUCCCCAGUAAUGCGAAGGAGGGCAGAUUCCCUGACAGUAGAACAUGACAGGACCGUUACGACUCUGCAGAAGGACCCCACACUAUCUGCUUCGAGACUGAAGCACAGCCACAAGGCAGCGAGCAGCAGAAAGGAGAACGACCUCGGCACAGACACCAAGACAGAAAUGAGAAUUGGCAGUCGGAGACGUUCUCGGCUGUUGAACAGAAUCAAGAGAGUAGCUUUGUGGAUCUUAGCAGUAUAUAUUUGCAUUCCUUUUGUAAUAAAGCUAUGCCCAGCCAUUCAAGCUAAGCUAGUCUUCUUAAAUUUUGUGCGGGUACCGUACUUCAUUGAUUUGAAAAGCCCACAAGACCAAGGGUUGAACCACACGUGGAAUUUUUAUCUUCAGCCUGAGGAGACAAUUACUAUUGGUGCUUGGCACACGGUACCUGCUAUUCUGUGGAAGGAAGCUCAGGGUAAAGGCCAGUUGUGGUAUGAAGAAACCUUGGCAUCGGGUUUUCCUAUCAUUCUUUACUUCCAUGGCAAUGCAGGCACCAGAGGUGGGGAUCACCGGGUGCAACUAUACAAGGUCCUCAGCUCACUAGGCUACCAUGUGGUUGCACUGGAUUAUAGGGGAUGGGGAGACUCUGAAGGAGCCCCUUCCGAGAGGGGGAUGACCACAGAUGCAAUCUACAUCUACAGUUGGCUGAAAGAGAGGUGUGGGAAGAACUCCAUCUACAUCUGGGGCCACUCGCUGGGCACGGGUGUUGCCACCAAUGUUGUACGGCAGCUGUGCGAAAAAGAUACCCCUCCAGGUGCCUUAAUGCUGGAAUCUCCUUUCACUAACAUUCGGGAGGAAGCCAAAAGCCACCCUUUUUCACUGAUCUACAGGUAUCUCCCCGGAUUUGACUGGUUCUUCCUUGAUCCGAUCACUGAGAGUGGCAUUAUAUUUCCCAACGAUGAAAAUGUGCAGCACAUCACCUGCCCGUUGCUGAUUCUCCACGCAGAAGACGAUGCUGUCAUCCCCUUCCACCUUGGCAGAAAGCUUUAUGACAUUGCUGCAUCUUCUCGGAGUUCCAGGAAAGUGCGGUUUAUCCCCUUCCACAAAGACCUUGGCUACCGGCACAAGUAUAUAUACAAGAGCCCUGAACUCUCGCAGAUAUUGAGAGAGUUCUUGGGUGACCCAAUCUCUCACCAUUAAUGAAGAGGUAUAUCUUCAGAGCUGCAUGAAGACUUCACUCCAUGUUAAUGUUGAUUUACAUUCCACUAACCAGUUUUGUUUGAAGACAACGUGAAAAUCAUGGUCUUAGGGAAUUAUUUUUGUCACAGAGAAAGCUCGGAGAAGCAAAAGAGUAAAGUGAAGGACAUUAAUUAUUACUGUUUUGUUUUUCUGAAGAAUUGAAGGAACUUAUUUUCUUGACCACAAUGAUGGAAUUCAUAAAGAUUACGUUUUCUAAAGUGCAAAAAUAAGUUAAGGAUGAUCAGGGUAAUUUCAAAUUAUGAUUCUCAAUCAACGUGCUCCAUUUGUUGCUUCCAAAUUGUGGUUGAUCUAACAACUUUUACUUUUGAGAGUGCUAACAUAUUAAUGUAUUUCACAAUGAUGUUGUAUCAAUCGAUGGACGUUCCUUCAUGGUUCUUUAGUGUUGUGAGAAAGGUUUUUUUUUUGAUGAAAUAUCGUCAUAUGAUGCUAACAACUUUUCAGAAUCUUGAUUUGGAAGUUUGUACCUUUAGGCUAAAUUCAGGUGAGCGUGUCUCAGUCCACUAUCUAGAUGUAUUGAAUUAAGUAAUUGUCUACAAAUUAAAUGUAAUGGUGUGACAUAAUCUAUCCUGUGAGCAACCCCUCCCCAGUUUCUGGCAAUUCUGCUGCACAGAGUGGGACGUUACAGCAACCUGGGGUAAGAUGUGGGGAGCUCGAUCCAUUGCUGGUUUGUUGACUGUCCACACCUGACCUUGAGAACGGCAAUGCUUUUAUUCGGUGAAGACCAAGCUGUCCGGGACCUCCUGGUUGUGAGUUCAGAAUCCUUCCAAUGUUUCCUUCAGGUAACUAUUCCGAAUUAAUUAAAACAUUCACACCCAAUUGUGGAUUUUACAAAACUGUCCGCUGUCCAAAUGAAUUGUUUUUGUGAAAACUCCCAGUGUCGCCGCAAUGGAUCUUGCUGUGAUCUACAGAACAAAUCGAAGCGAUUACAGAUAACUUACCCAGUGUAUUAUUUGUAUUGUGGACUAUUAUCACAGUGUUUCUGAUGCACUUCUCAUUCCUUGAACAACUCUGUAAUUACCUGUAUGAGAUGUGUUGACUAACUGGGUGACUUCCAGAGAACAAUGUAACAUUCCUUUGAUCUUAAAUUCAGUUUAUGUAUUUCAAUUUAGGACAGAAUAUGUACGAAACAAAAUGUAUCCACCAGUGUAAAUAGUAGUGCAGGCUUCAUUGUUGAAAAGAAUUCCAAUUAAUCCACUUCACUAUUACAAUGAAGAUUUAAAUUUAAAUAUCAAUUAGAAAAAGCUUAGUUUACACUCCGUAAAGGAACAGAUCCCUUGUAUGGAGCAUAGAAUUUAUUUAUUUAAGCAUUUACAUAUUUGUCUAAUACACUUGACUCAAUAAAGUUACAACUUUCAAAUGCUGGAAAGGAGAAAUCAAAAUAUAAACCAGUGUGGUAGACUAGCUGAUGAGAGUGGGGAAAAGAUGGGUUAAUGCUUCAUAUCUGUAAUUCCCAAUGAAGCAGGAAUCCGCCUUUACUUUAUCACAGUUGACGAUUUGGGCAACUGUUGCAGUGAAAAUCUCAAUGAUCAGUUUCAGCAGCAGAGUCAAGAUUUUCCUGUUCCACAUAGAUAAAGACCACACACCUUGUUGUCUUGAGAAGAAUGUUUAAUAAAUUCCUUUGGCUAGGGAAAGAUUGUAUAGAAUUUUACAGCACAGAAAUAGGCCUUUUGCCGGGUAGUUUAUGCUGAUACUAUAUGCUCCACACAACAACCCCAUCUCUACCUUACUUAAUCUCAUCCCAUCAACAUUGUCCCUUUCUACCUCAUGUGCUGCUGGCUUCCCUCUAAUGGUCUGAUGCUACCCAGCCAAUGCUCUUGGGCAAAUCUCUCUUUGGAAAGAUAGACACAAAGUGUUGGCAGUAACUCAGCGGGUCAGGCAGCAAAAAGGGUCCUGACCCAAAACCUCACCCAUCUUUUUUUCUCCAACGAUGCUGCCUGACCCGUUGAGUUACUCCAGCACUUUCUGUCUAUCUUUAAAUAAAUCAGCAUCUGCAGUUCCUAGUUUCUACAUUCUCCCUUUGGAAAUGUAUCUUCGCUGCUUAAUAUUAAACAAUACCUACUGAAAUGGACAUUAUUAGUUUUGUCAUGGGAAAUAAUAGAAACCAAGUCAUUAUUCACUGAGUUUAAUGUGCCAGAGUGAAUUUUCAGCUGAAACCUCCAAUGGCUCACAGACUGUGAUACCGAUCACUUUGGCUGUGCAGAAAAUCAGACAAAAUAAGUGAUGUCAAGUUAGAGUGAAGGAAUAGAGUCACGCGGCACGGAAACAGGCCCUGCGGCCCAACUUGUCCGCAGAUGCCCCAUCUACUCUAGCCACACCUGGCCCAUAUCCCUCUAAAUCUUUUCUAUUCAUGUACAGUGCCCUCCAUAAUGUUUGGGACAAAGACCCAUCAUUUAUUUAUUUGCCUCUGUAUGCCACAAUUUGAGAUUUGAAAUAGAAAAAAAUCACAUGUGGUUAGAGUGCACAUUGUCAGAUUUUAAUAUAGAACAUGUUUAUACAUUUUGGUUUCACCAUGUAGAAAUUACAACAGUAUUUAUACAUAGCCCCCCCAUUUCAGGGUGCCAUAAUGUUUGGGACACAGCAAUGUCAUGUAAAUGAACCUAGUUAUGUUUAGUAUUUUGUUGCAUAUCCUUUGCAUGCAAUGACUGCUUGAAGUCUGCGAUUCAUGGACAUCACCAGUUGCUGGGUGUCUUCUCUGGUGAUGCUCUGCCAGGCCUGUAUUGCAGCCAUCUUUAGCUUGUUUUGGGGGUUAGUCCUCUUCAGUUUUCUCUUCAUCAUAUAAAAGGCAUGCUCAAUUGGGUUCAGAUCGGGUGAUUGACGUCCACUUAAGAAUUGACCAUUUUUUAGCUUUGAAAAUUUCCUUUUUUGCUUUAGCAGUAUGUUUGGAAUCAUUGUCGUGCUGUAGAAUGAACUGCCAGCCAAUGAGUUUUGAUGCAUUUGUUUGAAGGCCUUUUUCUCCAGGAGAGGGCCCACCCCUGUUUUCAGCUCCUGAAACAGCCCAGGGGGGAGCCUUGUGAGGUUUCUGAAGGCAGCCUCAUCUUCUUGCUGGAGCUCAGUCAUCAGGUUGUCAUACUGGCCCAACCUGGUCUCUUCAGGGACCAGGGCUUCAACCACACAGACCUCUUCUUGGGAUUCUUCUUCCCCAUUCUUCUUGUCCUUCUGUCUUGCUGAUGUUUAAGAAUGAGGGCUGCUGCAAGCAACAGGGCUUCUUUUUGUGAGAGCUAUGCCCUCUGAUGUUGCUCCAUGGUUGUCGUGAUGCAAAAUGAUUGGAAACCCUACCCUGCAGCCCCUUUUUAUAGAAAAACCGGGUGAUUCCAUUGUUUUGGAGGCCAACAUGACGUGAAUUGUCUUCAGUAGUCGCCGACAGGGACGUAGGUUGACUUUGGUUAUCGUAUGUUGUCGUAGGUGUGGACGUAGGUUGACUUCCUAAGUCACGACGAUUGGGUCGCCGGUUGUUAGUAAGUUGUCGUAGCUUGACAUCGACUAGGUGGUAGGUUGUUGUAGCUUGUCGUAGACAUUGUCAUAGACAUUGUAGGGGGGGUCCAGUCGCUGUUUUUUGGCGACCUGCUAUGACUAUGACAGUUGCCGGCAGUCGCCUAACAAAUCGCCCAAGUGGGCCAGGACCUUAAGGUUUGGCUUAUGUCUCUAACAGUUUUAUUCUUGUUUCUCUGUCUCAUAAUGGGUUCUUUGACUUUCAUUGGCACAACUUUGGUGCUCAUGUUGACAAACAGCAAUAAAAGUUUCCAAAAGUGAUGGAAAGACUGGAGGAAAGGCAAGGUGCUGAGAGCUCUCUUAUACCUGCAUUAAGGAGACAAUUAAACACACCUGAGCAAUUACAAAUGCCUGUGAAACCAUGUGUCCCAAACAUUGUGGUGCCCUGAAAUGGGGGGACCAUGUAUAAACACAGCUGUAAUUUGUACAUGGUGAAACCAAAAUGUAUAAAAAUACCUUUUAAUAAAAUCUGACAAAACUUUAACCACAUGUGAUUUUUUUUCAAUUACAAAUCGCAAAUAGUGGAGUACAGAGGCAAAUAAAUAAAUGAUGGGUCUUUGUCCCAAACAUUAUGGAGGACACUGUCCCUGUCCACAUGUCUUUUAAAUGUUGUUAUAGUACCUGCCUCAACCAUUUCCUCUGGCAGCUAGUUCCAUAUACCCACCAUAUACCCACCACUGUAAAAGUUGCCCCUCAGGUUCUUAUUAAAUCUUUCCUCUCUCACCUUAAACCCAUGUCCUCUGGUUCUUAAUUCCCUUACUCUGGGUAAAAAACUAUGUAUUCACCCAAUUUGUUCCUCUCAUGUUUUCUAAGAUCAUCCCUCAGCCUCCUCAAUCUCUGAGCAGCAGGAUGGAGAUUCAGCGGUAACUUUAAACAUUUUUAAGUGAAUUGCUUCAUCUAAGAGCUGUAGUCGUGUGAAUAUGUCUGUUCUGAAGAAGGGGAAUGCAUUUUGUGAUCUCUAAACCAAGGAGGGACGAAUAUUUGAGGUGCCUGCUGUUUUGGAAUUAGUCCAUCAGUCCCGAGGUGAAGGCACAUCUCUCCCUGAUUCAGACAUGCCAUCAAAUGGAGGUCAAUUAUAACUAAUGGGGCAAUAAUAAUUGUGUAGUCAAUAACCAGACUGUAUUAGCGGUUAGGUUGAGUUAUAAACUCGUAGAUAAUUCAUAAAGGGCAACUUAGAUUGUAAAGAGGAGUUAUUGGAAAGGUGAUUCUGUUAGAAAUGCAUCUUUCAAUAAUAUCCGGAAUCCUUUGUUCUGAUCGUCAAUGUAAAGGUUGCCCUCGGGGACUAUAAUUCUGUCUUUCUCCCUCACCCGACCUGUGUUUAUACAUUUCUUGCUUAAUUACGGAUCAAAAGGCUUGCAAUUAUCUCGAGCAAAGCACCUUCCAAUAUUGAUAAAUCUUUAGAAAUGCAGUCACUGUGGUGGGAAAAUGUGACAACUCACUUGCAUGCAGCCAUGAUGCAUGGACGACUGAGAUAAUGGCCAGGGUGUGCUUCUUUACUGAUUGAGAUAAUAUUGGCCGGAACUGAAGGAGGAGUUAUUUUUCCCUUUGAAAUUGUGCGGUGGAAUCUUUCAGAUCCAGUAGCAGCUUGUGUUUAGUCAGAAAGUGCUUCCAACGGUGUGACACUCCCUCAGUGGUGCUGUGCAGCUGGAUGAGUGGUUCAGCUUUCUAGAUGGGACGCCUCCUGAGUCGCAGCCAACACCGUGGUGUGUCACAGUCAGGUGCUACGCCAAUGAUGGGUGUAUGGAAGAAGUACCAGCAAUUGCUUAUUCCAUUACAUUUCACUUUAGUGAGUCUCCACUUCUCUGAAGCUCUAGAUCUAUGUGUUUCAGUCGAUAAUUAAACUAGAAAUUUAUACACACUUGUCUUAGAUUUUAGUUCCUAUUACUCAGGUUUUAAUUAAAACGGGAAGCACAUUGCAUCUCAAUAUAUUUGUGCCACAUUUGGAAUGACUCUGGGUUAUCACACUAGUGUCAGACUGAAGCUGCCACAUAAUGUGAAAUUUUAUGGUGGGUGGGCAGAAUCCUCGGGAAUCCUUCGUGGUUGACUCCAGCAGUGUGUGUUUGUGGUUCCAUAAAUAAUGUCAAGUUUUUUGGUUUCAAAUCUGGGUUUAAUGACUCGAGGAUGCAACGUAACAGAUAGCCGCAGUCACCUAAAACCCCUGUUCCCACCCGAACCUCGCUAAGUAACCCCCGCAUGCGCAGGAUAACUUCCUCCAGAUACGGCGUCUGCAAUAGCUCCACAUAGACUGUGAACUGUGACUGAUCUACAUCCCCUUUCCUUAGCUCCUGCACCGUAUAAUGACAAAAUAUCUUUAGUAAAUGUAGCAGGACUUACAAAAUGUUGCAAAAUGAUCAAAAUCCAACAGAUACAUUCAGUUACUAUAGCCAAACAGGUAUACACACCGUAAAAGACAAAAUUAAGGUCACAGCAUAGUAAAGAUACUUAACGUAUUGACUUGAACACCUGAUUGUCAUCUUAUAGCACACUAUAGAUUAACCUGAACAAUGUGUCUAUGUAUAGUUAGCUGAUGUGAAUUCAGUCUCUGUAUUUGGGAUUUGGCUUACUGACACGACCUGAGCAUGUUCUGACCAGACUUUCAGUGGUGUUCAAAGGCAGCUUAGCUACAGGCACCUGAACCUGGAGCUGCUCAGUGCCCAUUAUUUCUCGUUUGUCUCUUGUGAGAGUGUUAUAGUCUUUUGACCCAAGUCCAGUAUCCUGGUGAUCGGUGUCACUUGGAUUUAGCUGUGUUGGGGCAGGCUCGACUACAGGCAAAAUGUGUCUGCGAUUCCUUCUGUACAGCUUUCCUUCUGAGUGAAUAAGGUAAGACCUGGGCUCCUGGCAUAUUUCCUUUACCAUGCCUAUCUGGUUGUAACAUUGUGGGGUCUGUAACCUGACAACCUGUCCUUCCAUCAAAGGCUGAAAUGGUUGGCUUGAUUUGUCAUAGCACACUUGUGACCGUCUUUUAUUUAGAAGCUGGGCUUUUACCUCCUGAGUCUUACGUAUAUGUGGUUCAAGCAGCUUCCUUAAGACUGGGAGAGUAGUACGUGUUUGCCUUGACGUUAGUCUAUGUGCUGGAGAUCCAAGCUUUGUGUCACGUGGCAAGUUUCUGAGAUUGAGGAGGUUUAGAUAAACAUCAGUUCCGUCUCUGAGACUUCUCCAUGAGUUGUUUUGCGCUGCGGACAGCUCUUUCAGCUAACCUAUUAGAUUGGGGAUACUCUGGGCUGCUGGUAACGUUUAAAGACCCACUGUGUAGCAAAGUAUUUAAAGCACUGGCUUGUGAACUGUCUGGUAUUGUCUGAUAUGAGGGUGUGUGGUGCUUCAUGAAAAGUGUCUCUUAAGUUUUGAGAUGACUGUUGCUGAAGUACCGUCACAAAGCAGGUCAAUCUCAUACCAGCCUGAAUAUGAGUCCACUAGCACCAAGUACUGCUUACUGUGCCAUUCAAAGAUGUCUGUUGCCACAGUCGACCAGGUCUUCAUCUGGAUGUAGCAGGAGUGGUUCUUUCUGCUGGUGUGAUUUUGUGCGGUUACACACACAGCACGACUGUAUUUCCUUGUUGAUGUUGUCUGUCAUUGUAGGCCAGAAAACGAUGCCUCUUGCUCUCCAUUUAGUAGCUUCUGCACCAGGAUGCCUGCUGUGCAUCAUGCUAAUGUACUCCUUUUGUAGUGACAAAGGAAUUACUGCUUUGUGACCCUUCAUGAUGACCCCAUCUUCAAUAGUUCUCUAAAAGGAAAAUAGGGACAAACGGCAUGUGGAAGAUUGUGCUGUUUGCUGGGCCAAUAUUGUCUGAUGAUAGUGCUGAGUGUCUGCAGGGUUAUGUCAUCUGCUGUGUGUCUCUUUAACUCCACAAAGCGUGAAGAGAAUAUGUAGUUGACUGUCAUGACAUCAAAGCUGAAUCAUCAGCAUGCUGAACUGUGGAGCUCCUGGGAGCUCGAGACAGAGUGUCAGCCAGGUGCAUUUUUUUUCCACUUUUGAUGAGGGUGAUGCUGUACCUUUGAAGUCUUAGCAUUGAAGUCUUGCCGAUGCUGCAUGUAUGGGCUUUUUCAGUAUGGUGACCAAGGGCUGGUGGUCCGUUUCUAAGGUCAUUGGCUUUCCAUAGAUGUAAUCAUUGAAUUUAGAACACACAAAAACCAUCGCCAACAGCUCUUUUUCAAUUUGAGCAUAUCUGGUUUCGGUGUCGGCUAGCGUCCGUAAAGCAUAUGCUAUGGGAUUUUCUUCCCGCAAACAUGCUGCACCGAGUCCAUACUGUGAAGCAUCACAGGUAAGUGUCACCGGUUUGCUGACGUCAUAGUACGACAGAACAGGUGUGCAGGACAUGUGUAGUUAAUGCUUCAAAAUCAUUUUGCUGCUGUUCAUGCCAAGUCCAUUCAGUGUCUGUGUGUAAGUUGUCACAGUGGAGCCGUCGGCUGACCGUAUUUUCCAAGGUAAUUGACCAUCCCCAGAAAUUUUUGCAGAGCUGAAACAUCUGCUGGCACUGGCACUGAUUAUUUUUGUUUUGGAAGGGUCGGCUUCCACCCGAAUCUCACUGAGUAACCCCCCCGCUUGCGCAGGAUAACUUUCUCCAGGUACGGAGUCUACAAUAGGUGCACAUAGACUGUGAACACAGUGACUGAUCUGCCCACCACCUGGCUCACUGCUAUUCUGCUGUUGUUACUGGACACCAAAACCACAGAGCAGCGAUAGUUGGUGCAGCGAUAGGGUUGCUGCCUUACAGCGCCAAAGACCCGGGUUUGAUUCUGACUACGGGUGCUGUCUGUAUGAAGUUUGUACAUUCUCCAUGUGACCACGUGGGUUUUCUCCGGGUGCUCCUGUUUCCUCCCACAUUCCAAAGACUUGCAGGUUUGUAGGUUAAUUGGCUUCCGUAAAUUGUCCCUAGUGUGUAGGAUAGAACGAGUGAGAAUGGGUGAUCAUUGGUCAGCAUGGACGCAGUGGGCUGAAGAGACCGUUUCCACACUAUAUCUCUAAAUCUAAAGCUAAAGACACUGCACUGUAAUAUAUUGCAGUCAGAGCAGUCAGAUUAUUUCGCUGCUAAACUUGCAGUGAGCAUUUGUAACCUCUCAUUUGAAGCCUAUUGUUGUGUUAGUGUUCAGCUCUAAUAUUAUUGCCAGCUCAAGUCUGGAGUCCGGGCUGAAUUAAAACUAAUGUGCUCCAUUUAUAAUGUCUUGUUUUACAAAAGACCAUGGUCCCAAGUUCUCCACAAAUUUGUCACAUUGGUCACUAAUUAAACAUCUGACUCUUGUUAAAACUCUGCUUUUGUGCUGCAUUUUCAUCGCCUGCUGAUAUCUAUUCAUUGUUUGUGGAAAUCUGUUUUAUUAAUGUAUUUGCUUAUGCAGUUUGUCAAAGUACGGAUGUUAAAUGGAGUCGGCACACGAGAGAGUAGAUGCAAAUAAUCCAGAAUAUUUUGUUUUUUAAAUUCCUUUUAUUCAGACUUUUGAGAAAAAACUAUAAAGCACAUUGCAUCAAGAUUAUAUCUGAGGCAUAACAGACUUGGAAUUACUCUGAGUAAUCAAAACUACAGUAUUAUAAAUUCAAGGGUUAGAAUCUAUCAGGAAUUCUCUCCCACAGAAAGUGUACAGCUGGUAUCAGUGAACAAACCAAACAUGAGAGGUUUGGAUUACAGGCUGGGGCAUUCAGAGGAGAGGCAGUGGAGUGAAGAUAAAGCAGAGAUCACAUCCGCUGUGUUCUCAUGGAAUGGCAGUCGAAAAGGGCCACAGAGUACAGCUUACUCACGCUACUUUUGUUAAUAUGAAAUGUACACAGUUUUAGCAACUUAGCUUUUAAAGAGGAGUUAUUGUAGUUGUGAGUCUCCUAGAAAUGCAUUUUACAAUAUUUUGUCAUGACCUUCAAUAUAAAAAAUCCCCUUAGGGAGAAGUUAGCUUGCAGAGUGAAAUCGGAGCACUUGUAUAUGUGUUUCUCACCAAUCUUCUUUAGCUCCAUGUUCAUCUUUUCAUUACCUGCAGAACUGCUCCAACGGUUUCAUUUGUGUUAAAAACUGUAAAUAAGUUUUUUUAUAUGCAGUUUGAUUUAUUGUGGAACAUUAUAAGGUCUCUGGUGAGACCACAUCUGGAGUAUUGUGUACAGUUUUGGUCUCCUAAUUUGGGGAAGGACAUCCUUGUGAUUGAGGCAGUGCAGAGUAGGUUCACGAGAUUGAUCCCUGGGAUGGCGGGACUGUCAUAUGAGGAAAGAUUGAAAAGACUAGGUUUGUAUUCACUGGAGUUUAGAAGGAUGAGGGGUAUCUUAUAGAAACACAUAAAAUUAUAAAAGGACUGAACAAGCUAGAUGCAGGAAAAAUGUACCCAAUGUUGGGCGAGUCUAGAACCAGGGGCCACAGUCUUAGAAUAAAGUGGAGGUCAUUUAAGACUGAGGUGAGAAAAAACUUUUUCACCCAGAGAGUUGUGAAUUUAUGGAAUUCCCUGCCACAGAGGGCAGUGGAGGCCAAAUCACUGGAUGGAUUUAAGAGAGAGUUAGGUAGAGCUCUAGGGGCUAGUGGAGUCUAGGGAUAUGGGGAGAAGGCAGGUACGGGUUAUUGAUUGGGGACGAUCAGCCAUGAUCACAAUGAAUGGCGGUGCUGGCUCGAAGGGCCGAAUGGCCUCCUCCUGCACAUAUUUUCUAUGUUUCUAUGUUUCACCAAUGACUUGUACAGUUAAAUGAAUUCAGACUUUGUUUGGAGUACUAUGUGCAGUUCUGGUCACCCUGCUGUAGCAUGGAUGUUAAUAAACUGGAAACCAUGCAAAAUAGAUUCAGGAUGUUACAAGGACUGGAUGGCUUGAGUUACAGAUAGAGACUGACUGAAUAGGCUGGGACUACAUUCCUUGAAGUGCUGGAGGCUGCGGGGUGAUCUUAUAGACGUGUAUAAAAUCAUAGAUAAAGUAGUUUAUCACAGUCUUUGUUUCCCUGGGUAGGGAAGUCUAAAACUUGAGGGCACAUAGUUAUGGUGAAAGGGAAAACACUUCAAUGAAAUUUGAGGGGCAACAUUUUCCCACAGAGGAUGGUGACUACAUGGAACAAGUUGCCAGUGUGGUCCAAUUACGUUUACAAUACAUUUUAAACCAAGCAAUUUAGAGGGCCAUAGGUCAAAUGCAUUUGUUGAGAUAGACAUCUUGGUCAGUAUGGAUGAGUUAGGCUGUAUAAUUAACUGUAAUUUCCCAUGCUGUAUAAUUAAUUGUGUACAUCUGCAAUGGAAUUCUGAGGCAAGGCUCAUCAAAUAUCAACAGCAAACAAAAUAUUAAAUAUCUCCAGUUAAGGGGUAAUGUAGUGUGAAUUUAUCUCCAGUGCUAUGUUCAGAGCCAGCCAGUGGUGCAGGAUUAUCUCAGUUUCAUAAUUCGCCAUUCAUCAUCAGUUCUCUGUAACUACACUGUAUUGUGUUUUCACAAUGAAAUGCAGACGCCACAGUCCAGACACGCAUGUCAGAGGUAAUGUUCUGUUUCUGUCCAGUCAGCAUUUUGUCAGGUCAAAACUUUGGAACUCCAUCAGAUUUCAGCUGAGAUUCCCGGUGUCCAGACUGGUCCAUGAAUACCGCCUGGCAGAGCGAUGGGUGAAAGGCCUGGGUGGUGAAUGGAAGGGGCUGGGGCAAAGCUUUAUCCCAGAGGAGGGAAUGCUGGGCAGAUCCACAAAGCCUUCAGUCCCAACCCGAAAAUACCCAUCCAUAUUCACCAGAGAUGCUGCCUGAUCCAUUGAGUUACUCCAGCACUUAUUGUCUUUGACUUUUUUGUAAACCAUCAUCUGCAGUUCCUUGUAUCUACACGCACAAAUCUUCAUGGUUCUUCUUGCGUAGGGCGUGCACAGCCUAAAGUUGUAGGCCAACUUGUUCUAUUUGAUCCUAUUUGAUUGUGCAUGCCAGGUUGAUUGCAUUCGUCAAAACAGGGCGGACCACGUGAAGGUUGCAAUCUCCCACCCCAAUCACUCUGGUUGUAAAGGCACAAGGGAAUGUUUUUCUCUGGAAAGAAGUCGGAGAAUGUUUAAAUGAUGCUGGGGCCUGAGACAGUAGAUGUGGAGGCGUUGAAGGAAAUCCAAAACCAGGGCCAUAACUGAAGAUGGAGACACAAGGAACUGCAGGUGUUGGUUUACAAGAAAAGAUACAAAGUGCUGGAGUACCUUAGCCGGUCAGGCAGCGUCUCUGGAGAAUAUGGAUAGGUGGUGUUUUGGGUCGGGCGCUUCUGUCAAACUGAAGUUAGUUAUCAAUGAAUCCAAUAAAGAACACAUGAGGAGGGAGCUGGGUGCUGAAAAUGUAGAACUCAAUCAUACAAGUUCAAUAACACAGAUACAUUUGAAAGGAAAGGUAGAUAAUAGCUGGUGGAGUGAGAUGAAGAAUGGUGUGAGGUAUCAAUGUAGACAUAUUAGGGAAAUUUACCCAUUUCUGUGCUAUGAGUUGUGCAUUUUGUUUUUGUAAAAGCAGAUAGUUUUGCAUAUUUAAAACUACUAAAGGUUUCAGUAACAUUUUCUGUUGUGAUGUGCAGAUGAGGUGGGAAUUGUCUAAACAUCAAACGUAUUGGCAUUGUAUGAACAGCCUGAGGUCAAAUGAUUGCGUAAUCUUGCACAUUUUGUAAGCUGCUGAAUCUAAAACUUAGCUUGAAUAUUAAUUGAAUUUAUGUAUUGUAUAUUUUUAAAUAAAAUCCUGAGCCCAAA
Leucoraja erinaceus (little skate) is the source of this 13758-nucleotide messenger RNA. It is a transcript of the gene abhd12, whose product is annotated as abhydrolase domain containing 12, lysophospholipase. NCBI's taxonomy places the organism in Eukaryota, Metazoa, Chordata, Chondrichthyes, Rajiformes, Rajidae. The coding region runs from base 417 to 1586 and encodes 389 amino acids. Gene Ontology annotation, molecular function: phosphatidylcholine lysophospholipase A1 activity; monoacylglycerol lipase activity. The transcript is spliced from 13 exons. Gene Ontology annotation, cellular component: endoplasmic reticulum membrane. Gene Ontology annotation, biological process: monoacylglycerol catabolic process; phosphatidylserine catabolic process. The record is from RefSeq and is a predicted model, not a curated record.